AUGGAGUGGGAAUGCUUACUGUUUAUUUUACUGAUCAAUUUAGGCUGUGUUGUAUCCGAGUUAAGUUUGAGAUUCGUAUUUAUUGUGGAAGAACAGGAAACCGAUCUCCCGGAGAUGGUCGGCAAGGCGUUGAAACUUGUCGAGGAGUCCAGGCGGGAGCUGCUGCUGAGCGGUGAUGUCGUCCAACUUGACCGGGAGGCAGAAGAUGAGGGUUACAGGAAACUGUGCGCCACCCUGGCCAAAGGGGCAUCCAUCAUCAUCGACCUCUCCUGGUCACCGUGGGAGAUGGCCGAAGAACUCUCCACUAGCAAGGGCCUACCCUGGCUGCGGACGCUGCUGGGCCCGCAACAGCUGGUCAGCGCCAUGGACAGCCAUCUGGAGUCGAGGAACGCGACAGACGCCGCCAUUUUGUUGGAGACCGAGAGCGACGUGGACAUGGCACUCUACCAGCUCCUAGGCAAGUCGAACGUGCGAGUCUGGGUCCACGCCGGACUCAAUCUGGACUCCGCCAGGUCCCUAAAGCUGAUGAGACCAGAACCGAGCUUCUUCGUCGUCGUCGGCGGCGCCACCUUCGUCCGCGACACGUACAGACGCGCGGUGAAGGAGAAGCUGGUGCGUCGCGCCUACCGCUGGGUCCUGGUGGUGACGGACUACUCUGCUUCCAUCCUGGAUUCGGAACAGCCGGUCUUGCCGGCCGCUGUCCUGCGCGUGGACACGAGCGAAUGCUGCAAACUCCUCGGCAGGGAGGAGUGCGAGUAUCCGGUGGGGUUUCAGCGGAAGCAGCAUAUAUUGAACGCCCUCGUCCAUCUGCUGGUGGCAACGUUCACCAAACUGCCAGACCUGCCACCUCCAAGGCCCGUCCGCUGCGAUGAGCCUAGCGGGCCGCAGUAUUCCCGAGGGUUUCGCGACCUGCUCUCUUCUGAGACCUCUAGCAACGACACGCUGUUCUUCUGGGACCCCAACAGCUCCAGCCUCCUGCUGCGCUCGCAGUUCGUCCUCUCCAUCCGCAAGGCCGACGCUGAGGAGACGGUAGCCAAGUGGUCGGCUGACGGUGCUUACCAGCUACUUCCUGGAGUGGUUCUGGAGCCCCUGAGGAUGUUCUACAGGGUCGGCACAGCUCCGGCCAUACCCUGGACUAUGCCCAAGCUGGACCCCGCCGGCAAGCCCUUGGUAGACGAAGAUGGUCAGCCUCUCUUCCACGGGUACUGCAUCGAUCUCAUAGAGAAGUUGUCGCAGACGAUGGGAUUCGACUACGAAAUCGUGUCUCCCAGGUCGGGAGGUUUCGGCCACAGACUGCCCAACGGCUCUUGGAAUGGAGUGGUCGGCGAUCUGAUGAGGGGGGAGACCGAUAUAGCGGUGGCGGCGCUCACGAUGACCGCGGAACGGGAGGAAGUCAUCGACUUCGUCGCACCAUACUUCGAGCAGACCGGCAUCUUGAUCGCGAUCAGAAAGCCCAUCCGGAAGACGUCCCUCUUCAAGUUCAUGACGGUGCUCCGCACGGAGGUCUGGCUGAGCAUUGUGGCGGCCCUGCUCCUCACCGGCGUGAUGAUAUGGCUGCUGGAGAAGUACUCGCCGUACUCCGCCAGGAACAACCCUGACGCGUACCCCUAUCCUUGCAGGGAGUUUACUUUGAAGGAGAGCUUCUGGUUCGCGCUUACAUCGUUCACCCCCCAAGGCGGGGGGGAGGCCCCUAAGGCACUGUCGGGGAGGACUCUGGUGGCCGCCUACUGGCUGUUCGUGGUGCUGAUGCUGGCCACGUUCACCGCCAACCUGGCCGCCUUCCUCACCGUCGAGAGGAUGCAGCUGCACUCUUCCAGGGUCUGGAAGGAGAUCACCCUGAACGCGACCUCUGACCAAGCGCAGUACAGGGUGUGGGACUAUCCGAUUCGCGAGCAGUACGGCCACAUACUGCUGGCCAUCAACGCUUCAGGUCCGGUGGCUGAUGCGGAGUCGGGCUUCAGGGAGGUCAACGAGCAUACUGAGGCAGACUUCGCCUUCAUCCACGACUCUGCCGAGAUAAAAUACGAGGUGACGCGGAACUGCAACCUGACGGAGGUUGGCGAGGUGUUCGCCGAGCAGCCCUACGCCAUCGCGGUCCAACAGGGCUCCAGGCUCCAGGAAUCGCUUUCCAGGGCUCUGUUGGAGCUGCAGAAGGAGCGCUUCCUCGAACAGCUUUCGGCCAAGUGGGCUCUCACUUUCCGUUAUUGCAUCGUAAUAUACCAC
Messenger RNA from Iphiclides podalirius (scarce swallowtail), 2223 nucleotides. NCBI's taxonomy places the organism in Eukaryota, Metazoa, Arthropoda, Insecta, Lepidoptera, Papilionidae. The record is from the annotation of a GenBank genome assembly.